CAAACAUUUAGUCGCCUGACAGAUGUACUGGCACCUGGUUGGCAUUCGAUUCGACGAAAUUUAUCAGUCAGUGAGAGUAGCUGAAUCAAGUGUAUUCGAUAUACACAUUUAAAAACAAAAUCAUCACAUUUUUUCCAAAUUUCAAUUUUUUCACUCCGUUCGUUCAAUACGAAUUUCGUCGAUUUCUAAUUCUAUUUUAAUCACAUUUUCCAUUUUUUGACAUCAUUAUUUUAACGGGACAAAUUUGUUUCUUCGGUUUGCCUUUUGAAAAAAAAAAAAGAUAAUAAUUUUUCAAGAUGGAAAGUUCAUGGGUUGAGACAGCAAUCAAUGCAAUUCGCGUUGUAAGUUUUAUGUGCGAUGUUAUCACAUUUCCCGUAUAUUUAUUGGUACAACAACCAUGGAAACGACGACAAUUAUCAAGGCGACUCAAAGCAAAACCAAUUUCGGCCGAUAAUAAUGAAAUUACAUAUCGUUCCGUUGUGCCUACAAGCGAGACACAUGUUAAACUGGUGCAAGCAAACGUUGAUACAUUGGAAAAGAUGUUGACCUUUGCAACAAAAAUACAUAAAAACAAAAAGUGCUUGGGCACACGUAAGAUUCUAAGCGAAGAAGAUGAAAAACAACCCAAUGGCCGCGUGUUUAAAAAAUACAAUAUGGGCGAAUAUGAAUGGCGUACGUUUACCGAAGUUGAAAAUGCAUCGGCUAACUUUGGCCGUGGUCUUCGUGAACUUGGUCAGGUUGCAUAUAAAAACAUUGUCAUAUUCGCUGAAACCCGAGCUGAAUGGAUGAUCGCCGCACAUGGAUGUUUUAAACAAAAUUUUCCAAUCGUCACUAUUUAUUCAACACUUGGCGAUGAAGGUGUUUUACAUGGUAUCAAUGAAACUGAAUCCACAAUCAUUGUAACAAGCCAUGAAUUGUUGCCAAAGUUUAAAUCAUUAUUGCCAAAAUUGCCAAAUGUUCAUGCCGUCAUUUAUAUGGAGGAUCAACUGCAUGAAACCAAAACGAAUGGUUUUAAGGAAGGCGUACGCAUUUUGCCGUUCAAUGAAGUCAUUGAAAUUGGCAAGAAUAGUUAUGCUGUUGCAGCUCCACCCAGCACCGAAGAUAUAGCAAUUAUUAUGUAUACAUCAGGGUCAACUGGUACGCCAAAGGGAGUUUUACUUUCACACAAAAACUGUAUUGCAACGCUCAAGGCUUUCACGGACUCAUUUGAAAUUUAUCAUGAUGAUGUUCUUAUUGGAUUCUUGCCAUUGGCUCAUGUUUUGGAAUUGCUUGCUGAGAGUUUGUGCCUUUUGGCCGGCUUGCAAAUUGGCUAUUCGACACCAACAACACUUACGGAUACAAGCAGCAAAAUAAAGCGCGGUUGCAAAGGAGAUGCGUCUGUUUUGAAACCGACCGCAAUCACCUCUGUUCCGCUAAUUUUGGACCGUAUAAUCAAAGGUGUCAACGAACAAGUUGAUAAAGGAAGCCCAUUCCAAAAAGCAUUCUUUAAGUUUGCAUAUGAAUAUAAACGAAAGUGGACACGAAGAGGCUAUGACACUCCACUAUUGAAUAAGUUCAUUUUCAAUAAAAUCUCGAAGACAAUGGGCGGAAAUGUUCGAUUGAUGUUAAGUGGUGGUGCUCCAUUAUCGCCGGAAACACACGAACAAGUGAAAAUAUUGCUAUGCACCGAGGUCGUACAAGGUUAUGGAUUAACUGAAACAACCAGUGGAGCCACACUCAUGGAUCCUAUGGAUAUGUCAUUUGGUCGCGUGGGUGCUCCCACCACAAUGUGUGAUAUUCGCUUAUGCACAUGGGAUGAAGGUGGUUAUCGUGUAACGAACAAGCCGAAUCCACAAGGUGAAGUCCUAAUCGGCGGUGACUGUGUGUCAAGAGGCUAUUACAAGUUAGAAGAAAAGACAGCCGAAGAAUUCUUUGAUGAGGACGGAAAACGAUGGUUCAAAUCUGGUGACAUUGGCGAAUUUCAUUCCGAUGGUGUUCUCAAGAUUAUCGAUCGUAAGAAGGAUUUGGUGAAAUUGCAAGCAGGAGAAUAUGUUUCAUUGGGCAAAGUUGAAGCUGAAUUAAGAACUUGUCCAUUGGUCGACAAUAUUUGCGUGUACGCUGAUUCUUCCAAACAUUUCACCGUUGGAUUAAUUGUGCCAAAUCCAAAGCACUUGAAAGAUUUGGCACUUUCACUCGGCGUUUCCGAUACAUUUGAAAACCUAUGCUCAUUGCCGGCCAUAGAAAAGGCUUUGGCUAAAGUUUUAGUUGAUCAUGGGCUUAAAUGUAAAUUACAAAAAUUCGAAAUUCCAGCCGCUGUGACAUUGUGUAAAGAUGUAUGGACACCAGACAGCGGCCUCGUAACAGCAGCAUUCAAACUGAAGCGGAAAGAUAUUCAAGACCGAUACCAAGCCGAUAUUAAUCGAAUGUACGCUUAAUACGAAAAAAAUUUAUAAUACAUUAUAUAGAAAAUGUAAAUAGUA
This is a messenger RNA of Contarinia nasturtii (swede midge), 2459 nucleotides long. RefSeq names its product long-chain-fatty-acid--CoA ligase 4-like. NCBI's taxonomy places the organism in Eukaryota, Metazoa, Arthropoda, Insecta, Diptera, Cecidomyiidae. Gene Ontology annotation, molecular function: palmitoyl-CoA ligase activity. The record is from RefSeq and is a predicted model, not a curated record. Gene Ontology annotation, cellular component: endoplasmic reticulum; lipid droplet; plasma membrane. Gene Ontology annotation, biological process: long-chain fatty acid metabolic process; long-chain fatty-acyl-CoA metabolic process; neuron differentiation. The transcript is spliced from 9 exons. The coding region runs from base 297 to 2414 and encodes 705 amino acids.